Rhipicephalus microplus (southern cattle tick) is the source of this 1522-nucleotide messenger RNA. RefSeq names its product membrane metallo-endopeptidase-like 1. Gene Ontology annotation, cellular component: plasma membrane. Gene Ontology annotation, biological process: protein processing. The record is from RefSeq and is a predicted model, not a curated record. Lineage: Eukaryota; Metazoa; Arthropoda; Arachnida; Ixodida; Ixodidae. Gene Ontology annotation, molecular function: metalloendopeptidase activity.
AAAGCGAAACGAAUGUCGAGCCUUGGAAGAGCGCAAUUCAGCGUAAACUAGGGCAUUCCGCUUACAACGUCACCGCGGAGGACAUCGUAGUCAUCUCUAGCCAAGGCCUUAUAGCCGCGGUGGCUAUUUUGCUGUCCAGAGACGAUAAAAGACAAAAGUACUAUUCUUUUAUAGGCUGGUCAGUGGCCAGAGAGCUGGGUCGCCUCGUCAGUGGUAGUUUGAGGGCGCUACACAGCACGAAAAGCGCGGACCUGCAGCUGUGGUGUUGGGACAGGAUGGACAAGUUGAGCAUGACCACCCUGGUAGCACCAGUGUACCGAAGCCUGUUACUGGGUAGCGCUGUGGCGCUUAUCGCGAGAGAUUUUCGACAUGCUUCGAAGCAGUAUUGCUCGCGCGCUUAGCAAAAAUUUGUGGAUGGACAACCGGACGAAGGAGAUCGCGUCCUCGAGGAUAGCGGCACUGUCGCUCACCUUCGGUUUUGCCAAGGGAAUCAUUCCUCACGUUCCCCUCGAAGAACGGACCGUCACAAAGCGACGGAAUCGGAACGACUUUCGAAACUUGGCAAAGAGCAGCCACGGCUUACCAAUCGUUGUCCCUGGAAGCGAAGGCGAGCUUGCAUUCCCACGAUCUCCUGAUGAGCAACGCUUUCUUCCACGACGACACGGCCACGGUGCAGCUGCAGCCGACUCUGUUGCAGAUGCCCCUGUACGCAGACUCGCUGCCCGUCAGCUUACGGUACGCGGGCCUCGGAUACGUCCUUAUGCACCAGAUGAUGCACGCCCUCAACGAUAUCUUCCCCUUGCUGGAAGGGGACUUACAAGACCCAAAUUUACAGAGCCAUCCUUCAAUCCAGGAGCGCAACCGACGCGUCCGGUGUUUGCGGAACUUCCAUCGAGAAGAGUCGGCGUCACUGGGCAACGCCCUCAGCCGCUACAAAUACUCGGACUGGUUUCGCGGCUUCGCCACAGCGCCGUACCUGUACGAAGCGGUGUUCGAACCGUCGGGGAAUGCCGUCGGGCGCACGAGCCGCGCCCAGCGAGAGGAACGGCUCGAGGGCAUCGAAGAGCUCAGCGCCGAGCAACUCUUCUUCGUGGGCCUAUGCUCGACGCUGUGCGCCAGCGGCGACUCCGACACCACCCCUGCGUUGGCCGAGGAGAGGUGCAAUGUGCCGCUCAUGCACAUGCCGCAGUUCCAGAGCGCCUUCCGAUGUGUCGCAGGUCAACCCAUGAUCCCGACCACGCGUUGCUCCUUCUGGUGACUACUUUGGCAGAGUGGCAAUAGCCGCCCAAGCGAAUAGACGCUGUCUUACGUCAAUUUUCAACGUGUGCCUACCUUGCAUGCUGUUUUGUAAACACGAACACCAUGAAAAACUCAAAGCACGAAUCAAUAUCACGCUCAAGUUUCGCUAAAUGCUGAGGAUGUACUUAUCACGAUUUUUCUUACGCGCUGGCCCAGCAUUUCAGUUCAAUAUUUUGUUCGAUAAAGUAUUGUUUCUUUAGAGUUUCUUGGUUGGUGGAUACUA